UUUUACGAAGAAGUGUCGAAAUAUCCAACAAACAGUUGCUUUGGAAAUAUUGAAAAGUUUGGGAAAGGAAUACUACAUCUUUUGAAACUCUUCUGGUUAAAGAAUUCGUUCUCAGAAAGCUACAUGAUUCGAUCGCUAGGACUGCAACUGCAGGCAUUCGACUAUGCCGCCCACACAGAUGAUGUUGGUAUCGAGUGGCGCAAGUGGCUACGGUCAUUCGAAACCAUGAUUCGAGCCAGCCGCAUUGAAGACGAAGAUUGGAAAAAAGAUUUGCUGCUUCAUCAUGCUGGUCCAAGUGUUCAACAACUCUUUGACACUCUGCCGGAGCCAGCCGGAAUUGAAAUGCGUGGACCCUUGCUGAACAUCGAGCAUUACACCCCAAACAUGUCCAGCUAUGAGGAAGCCAAAGUACGGCUGAAUGAGUUCUUUCUACCAAAAGAAAACUCUACUUACGAGCGCCACUUACUACGGCAAAUGAAGCAGAAGUCCGGUGAAAAUAUCGAUGCGUUCAUGAUCAGAUUGCGAGUACAGGCAGAACGAUGCGGGUUUGAAGACCGGAUGGAGGAGAACAUUAAGGAUCAAAUUAUUCAAAACUGUGAAUCAGCAGCUUUACGAAGGGAUUUAUUGAAAAGAGGUGAUGCAAGCCUGGAGGAGGUGCUAAGUGUGGCAAAGAUUUUUGAGACGGUCGCCCAACAAGAGAAAUCAUUUGCCCCCGGCUCGGCCGUUGCUGAGAUUCCUAAGCCAGCAGUAAGUGAGGUCAACAAAAUUGACGAAAGUGCUUAUAAUGCACCCAAGCGCAAACGAUUUGCUGUGGCGGCACAAAUUGAAUGUCAUCGUUGCGGGUACAAUGGACAUUUGGCAAGAGAUGCCGUAUGUCCCGCAAGAGGCAACAAGUGCAAUAAGUGUGGAGGCAAAGAUCACUUUGCCAAGAAAUGCCGUACGAACAAGCAGUUAGGUAGAGUAGGUGGCAACUAUCGGAUUGGAUAUCAAAGGAACAUUAAUCGCGACAAAAAUCCUGCCAAAGAGAAUAUCAACGGUGAUGAUUCGAAUACGGUGAAGCACAUUGAGGACGAGUCCACAGAAUACGUUUUCCAUGUGACUACAUCGGACAGUAACGGCGAGCUGCAAUGUGAAAUUGGGGGAGUUGUUAUAACUGCGGUGAUCGAUUCCGGAUCUAAGUUCAACCUGCUGAGCCAGGCAGAUUGGGAAAAAUUGAAGAGCAACAAGGUGGUCGUGUCAAAUCAACGUCAGGAGACAACGAAAGUAUUUAAGGCCUACGGCGGCCAACCGUUGCCAGUGCUCGGCGUAUUUAGUGCGAAGGUUAAGAUCGGAAGCGCCAUAAAACUGGCAGAGUUUUAUGUAAUGAAAGGACAUGGAAAGAUUUUGAUCGGCCGCGACACUGCAACAUCUAUGGGAGUUUUGCAGAUUAACGUACCCGUCAACGAAGUUGAAACGGAUGCAGAAUCCAUCAAAUUGGGAACCAUUAAAGGAAUUAUCGUUGAUAUCCCUAUAAAGGCUAACGCUACACCGGUUAUUCAACCAUAUCGGCGUAUACCACUGGCGUUGGAGAAGAAGGUUGAUAUGAAAAUCGACGAGCUUCACGCACAAGGCGUCAUCGAGCCAGUCAACGAGCCAGCCAAGUGGAUUUCCCCAGUAGUGGUGGUUCCAAAAGGAGCAGAUGACGUUCGUAUUUGCAUCGAUAUGAGGCGAGCCAACGAAGCGGUGGAAAGGGAGAAUCAUCCCCUGCCGACCAUCGAGGACUUUCUACCACAUUUGUCUAGGGCAAAGGUUUUCUCUCGUCUGGACGUGAAAUCUGCCUUCCACCAGGUGGAAAUAUCUGAAAAAUCACGAGAAAUCACGACUUUCAUUACUCGCAGAGGGUUAUUCCGAUACACCCGCCUAAUGUUCGGAAUCAACUGCGCGCCAGAACUGUUUCAAAAGUCAAUGGAACAGGUUCUGAGUGGAUGCGACGGAUGUUUCAACUUCAUUGAUGAUGUCCUGGUGUUUGGAUCAGACCAAAAAGAACAUGACCUGCGUUUAGAAAACGUACUUCUCAGACUGAAGGAAAGGAACGUGGCACUAAAUGAAACCAAGUGCAUUUAUGGAGUCACCGAGACAGAUUUCCUUGGUCAUGUUUUGUCAAAGGAUGGAAUCAAGCCUGGUUUGGAUAAGAUGGAAUCGAUCCGAAAUUUUCGUGAACCAAGAACUGUUGAAGAGAUCAGAAGUUUUCUCGGUCUGGUCAAUUACGUAGGGAGAUUCAUUCCUAAUUUGGCCACACUGACCUUUCCAUUGCGACGACUUACGAUUCUGGGGCAGAAAUUUGUCUGGGGCCGUGAGCAACAGUUAGCAUUCGAUAAAUUGAAAGAGAGCAUGAUGGAUUCAAAGACACUAGGUUACUUCAACGAUGGUGAUCGGACACAACUUGUAGCUGACGCCAGCCCAGUAGGUUUGGGGGCCGUGCUAAUCCAAGUGAAUGAUCAGGGACCCAGAGUAAUUGCUUACGCAAGCAAGAGCUUAUCCGAGGUAGAAAAACGAUACGCUCAAAUUGAGAAAGAGGCUCUAGCACUCGUAUGGGCAGUGGAGCGGUUCCAUUUCUAUUUGUACGGCCGAACUUUUGAACUGAUUACGGACCAUAAGCCCUUAGAGACCAUAUUUGGCGCUCGGUCCAAACCAUGUGCAAGGAUUGAACGGUGGGUUGUUCGGCUGCAGGCUUACAAAGCGAAAGUCGUCUACAGGCCUGGAAAAUCAAACAUUGCUGAUCCACUAUCAAGAUUGGCGAUCACAUCGAAUACAACGGGAGUGACAUUUGAUGAAUGUGUGGAACAUUAUGUCCACUGGGUAGCUUCUAAUGCAAUGCCAGUCGCUCUAAAGUUGACAGAAAUAGAACAAGCAUCAGAGUCUGAUAAAUCGAUCCAAUCAGUUCGUGUUGCUUUGGACCGAGGAGAGUGGUCGGAAGACUUGUCUUCUUUCAAACUUUUCGCAACGGAACUGUGCUUUGCUGGAAAGAUUCUGUUGCGUGGGAAUAGAAUAGUGAUUCCAGAACAGUUAAGGAGGCAGACGUUGGAUCUAGCACAUGAAGGACAUCCGGGAAUGACGAUCAUGAAACAAAGAUUGCGAGCGAAGGUGUGGUGGCCGAAAUUGGAUACAGAAGUCGAACAGUACGUGAAAAAUUGUCGAGGAUGCAUGUUGGUUACAGCACCGUCUGCACCAGAACCGAUGAAGCGUCGAGAACUACCAUCAGGCCCAUGGCAACACUUGGCUGUUGAUUUUCUUGGACCACUGCCAUCGGGCCACCACUUAUUUGUGGUGGUUGAUUAUUACAGCCGGUACAUAGAGAUCGAGAUAAUGAAGAAGAUUGAUUCCAAAGAGACCAUUCAUCGAUUAGAACCAAUGUUGGCCCGUUUCGGAUUGCCAUUGUCCAUUACAGCUGAUAAUGGCCCCCAGUUUGCCAGCGAGGAGUUCCGAGUAUACUGUGAAUCGAACAACAUCAAAUUGAUCAACACUACCCCAUACUGGCCGCAACAAAAUGGUGAGGUAGAACGACAGAAUCGUUCUAUCUUGAAAAGGCUGACUAUUAGUCAAGCAGUGAAUUCUGAUUGGGUUGAGGAGUUGAAUAAAUACUUGCUCAUGUACCGUUCUUCUCCUCAUUCUACUACCAAGAAGACGCCAGCGGAAUUAUUGUUUGGCCAUAACAUUCGGGAUAAGCUUCCUUGCAUUUAUCAACCCAAAGAAGUCGAUGAAGAAGUGAUUGAUCGGGACAAGGAAAUGAAGGAGAAGGGAAAGCAGUAUGCAGAUGAGCGGCGAAAUGCCAAACCGAAUCCUAUCGCGGAUGGUGAUGAUGUUUUAGUGAAGAAAAUGACUAAACCAAACAAGUUGUCAACUACUUUCGGUGCAGAACCAUUCAAAGUUGUGAAGAGAAAGGGCGGAGAUGUAGUUGUAACUUCAGAAUCGGGAGUCAAAUAUCGUCGACACGUCUCUCAUCUGCAACGAAUUCCGCAACCUGUGGAGAUGACAUCAACAUCGAAAUUGAAGCAAGAUACAAUUAACAUUACCGGCACAACCAGCAGUAAAGUUGAAAAGCAAGCUGUAAAUUCGUCGAUGAAACGUGGAACUAAACGAGUUGUCCGGCAACCAGCUUACAUGCAGGAAUACGUACGCUGA
Messenger RNA from Armigeres subalbatus, 4161 nucleotides. RefSeq lists its product as uncharacterized. Gene Ontology annotation, biological process: DNA integration. The record is from RefSeq and is a predicted model, not a curated record. The coding region runs from base 124 to 4161 and encodes 1345 amino acids. NCBI's taxonomy places the organism in Eukaryota, Metazoa, Arthropoda, Insecta, Diptera, Culicidae. The transcript has 3 exons. Gene Ontology annotation, molecular function: nucleic acid binding; zinc ion binding.